Strongylocentrotus purpuratus (purple sea urchin) is the source of this 1398-nucleotide messenger RNA. RefSeq lists its product as uncharacterized. Lineage: Eukaryota; Metazoa; Echinodermata; Echinoidea; Camarodonta; Strongylocentrotidae. The record is from RefSeq and is a predicted model, not a curated record. Bases 526 to 1398 code for a protein of 290 amino acids. The transcript is spliced from 3 exons.
UUAAUGAAACAUCAAAGCUUCCCCUCCCUGCAUAUUCUGGUGGAAGGGUAAGGGUUUAUGAGGGACCAGUACCAUGCAGCAGAGAAGAAAUAUAACCUAAAUCCCAAUAUUUUGUUAUCUUCCAUUACGGACAGAUUUCUUGGGGUUUUUCCAUUAUAAUUGAAUAUUUCUGCUUCCAUUUAAGACAAUUUUAUAUGAAUGAUCAACCCUCAUCCAAUUUCUCAGUGCCUUCCUAGAAACUGCCGACUCCAUUUGUGAAAAAAAUACAAAUAUCUUUGUAGACUACAUGUAUUCGGAAGAAAAAAGGAAACAAAACAAACAUCUGUUUAGCAGACUGGAACCAGACUGGGCGUCAAUGGUCAAAUUGGACUACAAUCUACAAAUAAAUACAACCAACAACUAGCUUGGCAAAGUUCUUCAAGUUCAGUGGUACGUUUACAUGCACCCGACUGUGAGCAUCCACAGUGCAGUGUAGUCCAAAAGACUAUAGCCUACCAUAAAUUUUGAACAACUAAACAAAAGACCAUGAUUCGAGCUUUCGUGAACUUCUCUCAUCUGCGAUCGAUUAGACUUAGAAGUAUGGUUUUUCACCGAAAUACAUGCGGAUCUCGAAGGUUUUACACUGGAAAACUAGGUGGGAGCUCGAGCUUCUUCUCGCACUCACGAAGUUCAACAUUUGAUGGUCAUCGCAGCCGAAACUUUCCCGAGGCGAGACUUGUUACCACACCAAGAAAGAUGUCUUCCACUGUACCAGCUGAAUGGAGGAAAUUUAUCACCAAAUUUCAGGAGGCAAAGACAGAACAGGAUGGCCUUGCCAAGAUUUUCAUUAACAAAGAUCUUAGCUAUGGAGAGUUCAACAAAUUUGGGAAACUCAAUCCAUGGUGUAUCUUCGACUACUGUGAAGCCAGUCUCAAUCUCUUCCAACCAGACUUCACAGGCAAUGAGCAUUUAUCAUUGUUUGGCCGCAACGUCGAGGUUAAUCUAAAGGAGGGCACUGAAGGCAGAAUCCAAAUUGACCAAGCCCUCAAGUUUAAAAUCUGCUUGACUUACUUAGGGAAGAGUUCAGCGUAUUGGGAAGCACAGUGCAUGGAUCUGAAUACAGAUGAAGAACUGGCAAACUAUUGGAUUCAGAUGGUCACUGUGGAUAUGAAAGACCGUAAGCCAAAGCCAUUUGCGUACUUGCUUGAGGACUUCUGUCCAAAGAACCUUCGAGAAGAGCCGCCAAAUGGUUUUGAUCUCGAGUUCAAACCAGAGACAGCUUUCAAGCAUGAGUUUGUUGUCAAUUGGAGCGAUACUGACUUCAAUUCUCACUUGAAUCAAGCUGAUAUGUGUCGAAUGUGUGUAGACUGCGGCAGUUUUGCUGCAACGCAGAAUUAUCUUUCUGCCUUCAGUGUGUAG